AUGUUCGCCUCCGUAGCACAUCCGCUCGACUCGACGCAACCUUUCCUCACCGGAGCCAUUGAUGACUCUCAGAUAACGAACAUAAUGUUGGAAAGGAGUGAGGUGGAGAAGCUAUCACCGACGGUUGAGCACGAUGUGUCCGGUCGGGAAACACCCAUGCAGAUGCCCAGUCGCGUGCAGAUAGCACGAGAACAGCAGAGGAGUCCCACAAUAUCUCCUCUGGGGCGUUCGGACAUUGGCCCUGGAUGGAUCGAACGAGAUGAGUCACCGGCUGAUUACCAAAUUCCUGACAGGGUACCGGACAGUCCGUGGCGAGAAAGGUGCCUCCAAGACCCUCGUUGCACAGCCAACCAAUCCGGUAGCUCGUCACAAGGAUCAUCCAGCCCCGACUCGGACAUUGUUCGGGAAGGUGUACAGCAGUUUUGCUUCUUUGACCGGCUACUACAACGGCCGUCCUGGGUCAAUGUUCGGCUGGAUACAGGUGCAGACGACAACUUCAUGUCUUCCCGCGCGGCGCAUCGUCUUGGACACGACCGCCGUCAGUACCUGGGUCAUGAAAUCCGAUUAGGCGAUGGCAGGACAGUAAAGCCAGAGUACGUCGUCUCGGCAGACUGGAGUACCCCGAAGAAAACAACAACUAGCUGGUCUGACAAUUUUGUUGUCCUUGAUUCGUUGCCCUACGAUGUGGUCAUCGGCGUCACUACGAUCAAUCAGAACAAGCUCUAUUAUCCGAAUCCAGAGAUGUUGGACCACCUCGUAUUAAGCAUCGGUAAGUCGGCUGUUGAGAAGCAACACAAACCUAGAACUUCUGUGGACUGGAAAAUGAGCUGA
This is a messenger RNA of Lasiodiplodia theobromae, 831 nucleotides long. RefSeq lists its product as uncharacterized. The transcript has a single exon. The record is from RefSeq and is a predicted model, not a curated record. NCBI's taxonomy places the organism in Eukaryota, Fungi, Ascomycota, Dothideomycetes, Botryosphaeriales, Botryosphaeriaceae. Bases 1 to 831 code for a protein of 276 amino acids.